AGUACAACAAAGUUGAAAGCAGCUCAACAGCGGAGAAACAUUUACUCCAACUUGAAUAAAUUGGGGUCAUUAUUUUGGUUGAAGUAAAAUAUGAUAUAUCGUUUCGAAUGUAUUGAAACGUUGUGUGAAAAUAGUGAAUUCAAAUUCCUAUGUGAUGCAAGUUGUUAAUGGUGUUAAAGACUAGGCUAGGGAAUCACACCACAAAAGAAGUAGCCUACGAGUAUGAAGCUUUUUCAAUAAAAUAAGUUCAUUGCGAUCAGACAUAGGUAGCGAUGAACGUCAAAAACAAUAUCAGUAACACAAUUUACUUGGAUUAUAAUGCAACUACUCCAUUAGAAGAUGAAGUAUUAGAGACAAUUACAGAUGCACUGAAAAAUACAUGGGGGAAUCCCAGCAGUUCAUAUCCUGAAGGUGGAAAAGCAAAAGCCACGAUUACAACAGCAAGAAAACAAGUUGCAAAAUCAAUCAAUGCACAAUCAUCAGAUAUUGUUUUUACAUCUGGAGGGACAGAAGCUAACAAUUGGGUCAUUACUACAGCAAUUGAACAUUUUAAAAUAACUCAAGUGAAAUCUCAACACCAAGGAGAACAGAGACUCAAACCUCACAUCGUCACGACAACCAUUGAACAUGAUGCUGUGACAUUACCUCUGAUCAAUCUUAAAGACAAAGGAGAAAUAGAUGUUACGUUUGUGCCUGUUGAUAAAGAAUGUAGAUGUGUAACAGUUGAUUAUAUUGUUGAUGCAAUUCUUCCCAACACUUGCCUAGUGACUAUUAUGAUGGCCAAUAAUGAAACUGGAGUCAUUAUGCCAAUCAAAGAAAUAAGUGAAAAAAUUUCAGCUAUGGAGUCAGAAUCAUUGAGACCAUUAAUACAUACAGACGCUGCGCAAGCUCUCGGAAAAAUAUUAGUCGACGUAGAAGACUUGGGUGUUGAUUAUUUAACACUAGUUGGACAUAAGUUUUAUGGGCCAAGAAUUGGUGCUUUGUAUGUACGUGGACUUGGUGAGGGUGGAGCCCCAUUAUACCCACUGUUUUUUGGUGGAGCUCAAGAAAGAAAUUAUCGCCCCGGCACAGAGAACACUCCGAUGAUUGCCGGACUUGGUAAAGCAGUCAUGAUAGCAAAUGAUGAUCUGAAAUCUAUUUCUGAACACAUGAGAGAAAUCAGAGAUUAUUUGGAAAAAAGAUUAUUGGCAGAGUUUGGUGAUAGUAAUGUGAAAUUGAAUUGCUCUUUAGCACCAAGGUUACCUAACACAUCCAGUGUUUCGUUUAUAGGAAAAAAUAUGGAAGGAUAUAAAGUACUUCAAAAUAUCAAAGGAUUCGUCUGCAGUACUGGUUCAGCGUGUCAUUCAAAUGAAUGUAAACCGUCACAAGUACUUUUGAAUUUCCAUGUUCCAUUUGAUAUUGCAACUAACACAAUUAGGAUAUCCACAGGACGUAGCACAACAAAGGAAGACAUUGACGCUGUCGUGACGGAGCUCAAAGAUGUAAUCUCAAGUUUAUCUGAAAUUGCAAUAUAGUCACAAUUAUAGAUUAUGACAAUGCACUUCAGACGUCAUCUCAGAAGCUAUGGUCAUGGCAGUUUAUUGGACAUUAAAUGUUUUUUGGAUGGUUUUGGACCAUUUUUGGGUGGUUAUCGUUGUUUUUUAAAAAUCGCUUUUCUUCCAGAUAAUGGAUGAUUUGUUUAAAUUUUUAGUACCUAAAAUGAAAAGAGUCGCUAGAAGGCUAG
Messenger RNA from Styela clava, 1723 nucleotides. RefSeq names its product selenocysteine lyase-like. NCBI's taxonomy places the organism in Eukaryota, Metazoa, Chordata, Ascidiacea, Stolidobranchia, Styelidae. The record is from RefSeq and is a predicted model, not a curated record.